CCCCUUUGGCUCCAGCUUUUCUUCCCCCCCUGCCCCUGGUCAUCAGACCAACACGAGGCGAAUGCCAAUUCCACACGCCCUCCAUCUUCCUCCCCGCAGCUGAGCUCCGUCCAAGAACGCGGGUCGCACUACAUCAUCGCCGAGAGAGAGGGAGACAUACAAGGAUCUCUCUCUCUAUCUCUCUGAUCUAUCUACCGUGAUUAAGCGUAGAAGGCUGCUGCAUUCGUUGUCUGAUGAUGGCCAGCACGACGUCGUCAGCGGCCGUGGCGGGAGCACUAUUCUCCGCUUCCAAGCCGCGGGGUUCCGCCGCGUGCCCGAGGGUCCCCGCCGGCCGGCGGCGGGCGUCCUGCGUGGUACGGUGCGACGCCGGCGUGGAGGUCCAGGCGCAGGCGGCGGCCAAGGCGGCUAGCAUCGCCGCGCUCGAGCAGUUCAAGAUCUCCGCCGACCGCUACAUGAAAGAAAGGAGUAGCAUAGCUGUAAUUGGCCUCAGCAUACACACAGCACCGGUGGAGAUGCGUGAAAAACUCGCGGUCGCAGAAGAACUAUGGCCCCGUGCUGUUUCAGAACUCACCAAUCUUAAUCACAUUGAAGAGGCUGCUGUUCUUAGUACCUGCAACAGGAUGGAAAUUUAUGUGGUGGCUUUAUCCUGGAACCGGGGUAUGAGAGAAGUGGUGGAUUGGAUGUCAAUGAAAAGUGGGAUCCCAGCUUCUGAGCUCAGGGAGCACCUCUUCAUGUUGCGUGACAGUGAUGCUACCCGACAUCUGUUUGAGGUGUCUGCUGGGCUUGACUCUUUAGUUCUUGGAGAAGGACAAAUACUCGCUCAAGUUAAGCAAGUUGUCAGAAGUGGGCAAAACAGUGGAGGCUUGGGAAAGAACAUCGAUAGGAUGUUCAAGGAUGCGAUCACAGCUGGAAAGCGUGUCCGCUCUGAAACAAACAUAUCAUCUGGUGCUGUGUCUGUCAGUUCAGCCGCGGUUGAAUUGGCCCUGAUGAAGCUUCCGAGGUCUGACUGCUUGUCAGCUAGGAUGCUUUUGAUCGGUGCUGGCAAAAUGGGGAAAUUGGUGAUCAAACAUCUGAUGGCCAAAGGAUGCAAGAAGGUUGUUGUGGUGAACCGCUCUAUUGAAAGGGUAGAUGCCAUCCGGGAAGAGAUGAAUGACAUCGAGAUUGUGUAUAGGCCUCUCACAGAGAUGUAUGAAGCUGCAGCCGAUGCUGAUGUUGUGUUCACAAGCACCUCAUCUGAAUCCCCAUUGUUCAUGAAGGAACACGCGCAAGUACUUCCUCCUAUUUCUGAUGCGGCUGGUGGUGUUCGACUUUUUGUCGACAUAUCUGUCCCCCGGAACGUCAGUGCCUGUGUGUCUGAUGUUGGCCAUGCACGAGUAUACAAUGUUGAUGACUUGAAAGAGGUGGUGGAAGAAAACAAGCAAGACCGACUCAGGAAAGCAAUGGAGGCCCAGACAAUAAUUUCCGAAGAACUAAAACGGUUCGAGGCAUGGAGGGACUCCCUAGAGACCGUUCCAACCAUCAAGUCGCUGAGGUCGUAUGCCGACAGGAUCAGGGCUUCAGAGCUUGACAAGUGCCUGCAGAAGAUCGGAGAAGAUGCCCUGACCAAGAAAAUGAAAAGAUCCAUUGAGCAGCUCAGUACCGGCAUAGUGAACAAGCUUCUUCAUGGCCCAUUGCAACACCUCAGAUGCGAUGGCACCGACAGCCACACCCUCGGUGAAACACUCGAGAACAUGCGCGCCCUCAACAGGAUGUUUAGCCUCGACACCGAGAAGGCAAUCAUGGAGCAGAAGAUCAAGGCCAAGGUGGAGAAGACCCAAAACUGAGAUCACUGGCGAUUUUCUGCCUCUACAUCUACCUAUAUCCCCAAUCUUUCCUGACACUCUAAUUCCAAUUUUGUUUAACUAAUUCUUACUUGGCGCUCCUUGCCGAAUUCUUCAAUUCAUCAAUUGUCUAGUGAAUUAGCACCAUUGCAGCCAGCAAAUAUGUUUGAGAUAGCAUCCCUGUAAAACAAAAUGUUGAGAUGGCAAAAUUUCUGCUCCACAACAACUUUUCUUCAUUAUGUUGUCGGAGAACCCAUUUCUGAAGUUCGACUGUAUACAAUAUUGGACAAAAUAUAAAGGAAUAUAUCAGUAUGCUAAAUGA
Messenger RNA from Lolium rigidum, 2142 nucleotides. RefSeq names its product glutamyl-tRNA reductase 2-like. The record is from RefSeq and is a predicted model, not a curated record. Gene Ontology annotation, biological process: tetrapyrrole biosynthetic process. The transcript is spliced from 3 exons. Gene Ontology annotation, molecular function: glutamyl-tRNA reductase (NADP+) activity; NADP binding. Bases 234 to 1823 code for a protein of 529 amino acids. NCBI's taxonomy places the organism in Eukaryota, Viridiplantae, Streptophyta, Magnoliopsida, Poales, Poaceae.